Mesoplodon densirostris (Blainville's beaked whale) is the source of this 1689-nucleotide messenger RNA. It is a transcript of the gene AFG1L, whose product is annotated as AFG1 like ATPase. The transcript has 13 exons. Lineage: Eukaryota; Metazoa; Chordata; Mammalia; Artiodactyla; Ziphiidae. Gene Ontology annotation, cellular component: cytoplasm; mitochondrion. Gene Ontology annotation, molecular function: ATP hydrolysis activity; ATP binding. The record is from RefSeq and is a predicted model, not a curated record. Bases 164 to 1606 code for a protein of 480 amino acids.
GUCCAGCUUGCCCUCGCGCUACUAGAGGUCGCGUUCUUCCGCUGCUCCCUUUCGUUCUGUCGGGCGGAGCCUUCCGUGAGCACGGCUGGAUUUGUCUGUGCUACCGUCUCUCUUCUGGGUUUCAAUAAAGUUUUCCUCUUCCUUCCUCUGUACGGAGCUCAAGAUGGCGGCCUCUUGGUCGCCCUUGGUUACCCUGCGCUUAGCGCCGAGCCGGCUGAGAGGAAGAUGUGUCCGGUGCAGGGCUUGGGCCGCUGCUCUCCCCACUUCGGUCACCGCCCCUGGAAACCCCUUUUGUAAAGCCUAUACAGUGCAGACAGCCAAGAGUAUGUCUCCAACUUCUGCUACAGAGGUUUCUUCAAAAGCUUUAGCUGUUUGCCAUGGACCACUGGACCACUAUGACUUUCUGAUCAAAGCUCGUGAGCUAAAGGACGAUGAACAUCAAAGAAGAGUCAUACGGUGUUUGCAGGAAUUACAUGAGGACCUUAAAGGCUACAGUAUAGAGGCAGAAGGCCUUUUUUCUAAGCUUUUUUCAAGGAGCAAACCUCCAAGGGGCCUGUAUGUUUAUGGAGAUGUUGGUACAGGGAAAACAAUGGUGAUGGACAUGUUUUAUGCUUAUGUGGAAAUGAAGAGGAAAAAACGGGUUCAUUUUCAUGGUUUCAUGCUAGAUGUUCACAAAAGAAUACACCGCCUUAAACAGAGUUUACCAAAAAGGAAACCAGGAUUCAUGGCUAAAUCAUACGAUCCAAUAGCUCCUAUAGCUGAAGAAAUCAGUGAAGAAGCAUGUCUCUUAUGUUUCGAUGAAUUUCAGGUCACUGACAUUGCUGAUGCCAUGAUUCUGAAACAGCUUUUUGAAAAUCUGUUCAAAAACGGGGUCGUCGUUGUGGCAACAUCCAACAGGCCACCGGAAGAUCUCUAUAAAAAUGGACUCCAAAGAGCUAACUUUGUACCAUUCAUAGCUGUCCUGAAGGAAUACUGUAAUACGGUCCAGCUAGAUUCUGGGAUAGAUUAUCGGAAAAGGGAACUUCCUGCUGCAGGAGAACUCUACUACCUCACAAGUGAAGCUGAUGUGGAGGCUGUCAUGGAUAAGUUGUUUGAUGAGCUGGCUCAGAAACAAAAUGAUUUAACUAGACCAAGGAUUCUAAAAGUGCAAGGCAGAGAGCUGCGGCUGAAUAAAGCCUGUGGAACCAUUGCCGACUGCACAUUUGAAGAGCUAUGUGAGAGACCACUUGGAGCCAGUGACUAUUUGGAACUGUCAAAAAAUUUUGAUACAGUAUUUUUACGAAACAUUCCACAAUUUACCCUGGCAAAGAGGACCCAAGCUCGGAGAUUCAUAACUCUCAUUGAUAACUUUUAUGAUUUCAAGGUGCGCAUAAUUUGCUCUGCAUCAACUCCCAUAUCAAGCUUAUUUUUGUAUGAACAUCAUGACAGUGAGUUGGAGCAAAGCAGAAUACUGAUGGAUGAUUUGGGGCUGAGCCAGGACUCAGCAGAAGGACUCGCUAUGUUUACUGGAGAAGAGGAAAUCUUUGCAUUUCAGCGCACAAUUUCCCGACUCACAGAAAUGCAGACUGAACAAUACUGGAAGGAAGGGGACAGAAGCAAGAAGUAGCCGUCACUUUUGCAUGAAUAAAACUCUGGGCAAAUCAUUACCGCAGGGAGAACUCUUUAUUAUGGGACUUGAAGGAAUCAUUU